GUUUCUGUAAUGGUGACUGAUUAGACUAAAAGACUAGUACUGCUGUUUACCAAGUACCAUCCCCCACCCUCAAAAAAAAAAAAAAAAGGAAAAUUAAUAAAUAGUCCUUUUCAUUUACUGCUACUUCAACAAUUUUUAUGCAGUAACUGUCUAUUAUAGCCACAGCCCACCAUUUUUUUUUUCUUUAAAGACUUACAGCGACUUUGCUGUUCGUACCUAAAGAGAAGAGAAGAGAAGAGAAGAGAUCUCAUCAAAAGAUGAAGAAGGGAAGCUUAAACCCUAAUGUUAAGCUCAAGCUUUCUCUUCCUCCUCCCGAUGAAGUUUCCUUCGCCAAGUUCUUAACCCAAAGCGGCACGUUCAAGGAUGGUGAUCUGCUUGUCAAUCGAGACGGAGUUCGAGUUGUCUCUCAAACGGAAAGCGAACCUCCACCUCCAAUAACGCCUUCAGACAACCAAUUGAGUUUAGCGGACAUGGACAUGGUUAAGGUCAUCGGGAAGGGAAGUAGUGGAAUCGUCCAGUUGGUGCAACACAAAUGGACAAGCCAGUUUUUUGCCUUGAAGGUUAUACAAAUGAAUAUUGAAGAGCCUGCACGCAAGGCCAUUGCUCAGGAACUGAAAAUUAAUCAGUCAUCACAAUGCCCGUAUGUUGUCAUGUCCUACCAGUCUUUUUACGAUAACGGUGCCAUUUCAAUUAUCUUAGAGUACAUGGAUGGUGGAUCUCUAGCAGAUUUUCUGAAAAGCGUUAAAACAAUUCCAGAACCAUAUCUUGCUGCCAUCUGUAAGCAGGUGCUCAAGGGUUUGCUGUAUCUUCAUCAUGAAAAACACAUUAUCCACAGGGAUUUAAAACCUUCUAAUUUGUUGGUAAAUCAUAGAGGAGAAGUCAAGAUUACUGACUUUGGAGUGAGUGCAAUCAUGCAGAGCACGUCUGGACAGGCUAAUAGUUUUGUUGGCACAUACAACUAUAUGUCUCCUGAGAGAAUUAGUGGGGGGAAAUAUGGCUAUAAAAGUGACAUUUGGAGCUUGGGGUUGGUAUUGCUGGAGUGUGCAACAGGCCAAUUCCCAUUUUCCCCUCCAGAGCUAGAUGAAGGCUGGACUAAUGUCUACGAACUCAUGGAAGCUAUUGUUGAUCAUCCUCCUCCUUCUGCAUCAUCAGACCAUUUUUCUCCAGAGUUUUGUUCAUUUAUAUCAGCAUGUGUGCAGAAAGAUCCAAAGGAUAGACAGGCAGCACAUGAACUGAUGGCACACCCAUUCAUGAACUUGUAUGAGGACCUGCAUGUGGAUCUCGCGACAUACUUUACAAAUGCCGGCUCUCCUCUUGCAACCCUUAAAACUUGUGAUACUAUAUCAGACUCUUGAGAGUUAUGGGAAGUUAUCUAUUGAAAUUUUGAAGGCCUGAAGAAAGAUUCUUAACUGUCAUUGUGGCUUGAAAUAAAUCAACUUGCUGAAAUUACAGUGACCAGGGCUGAGGUUUUCAAACCAUUAGCAAUUCACAAAAAGUGAAUAUUUACCGUAUUACCUCACACCGAUCCAUGGAAUAGAGAGCGUAUGGUUUCGAGGCUUUUGAUUUGUGAUGGAUGUCCAGGAAAAUAGUUUUCUGUAUAACUUACCGAAAUAAAGUGAUUUUAUUGUUUGUCUGGUGUUGCAAAUGCAUCAAACUCCUGUUUGAAAGGUGUCAAUAUAUGACGUUGUGUGAAACUUUGACCUUUCAAACUCUUGAGGAACUUCAGAGUCCUCUUACGAUCUGAUGUCUCUUUUGGGUGGCCACGAGGUGGUUUUUCCCUGACUGAUUCCCAAUUGGAGAAUAGUAAGAAUUUGCGGAUCAAGAAAAGGUCAAUAAACAAGUGUGUUUUCUAA
Molecule: messenger RNA, 1853 nt
Organism: Populus trichocarpa (black cottonwood)
Lineage: Eukaryota; Viridiplantae; Streptophyta; Magnoliopsida; Malpighiales; Salicaceae
Product: mitogen-activated protein kinase kinase 2
Exons: 9
Coding region: 258-1355 (365 amino acids)
Biological process (GO): protein phosphorylation
Cellular component (GO): cytoplasm
Molecular function (GO): ATP binding; protein serine/threonine kinase activity
Source: RefSeq, a predicted model, not a curated record